ACAAAAAAUCAAUCUUAAUUACUUUCUAUUGGUUAAGCAAACUUCUACUUUAAUCAGAAGAUGUCUGCGUAAUUGAACUAUAUCAGUGUUUCCUAUAAGCAGGUAGUUGCAAUUGGCCUUCUACACCAAAACAAUUUCCUUGGGAUUCUUAAAACAAGCAUUCUUUGUGUCUGCAGGCCCCUGGUCUUAUCAGCAGCUGAUGCUUUAAUGUUGCAGCUGGUGUUUUGCUGAACAUGCUGUACAGAGAAAGCAUUUUUAACCCUUCACUGCUGUAGGACAGCUUCGCCUGUGGACCUGGGCUGUAUGCCCAGCCCUGACCUCGGCGGAUGCCUGUCACGUGGUGAAUGACGGGCUGUGUAUGUUCGUGUUGCCUUGCCCAGGGACAUGUGCGACGACUCCAUGACCCACUCCGCCAGCUCCGCCUCCAGCCUGGACAGCCACGCCCCCUCGCUGGAGAACAGCCAGUCGCAGAGCGUGCGCUGGGAGGAGCAGCAGAAGGUGCUGGCUCUGGAGCAGCUCUGCGGCGUUUUCCGGGUCGACCUGGGUCACAUGAGGUCACUGCGGCUCUUCUUCAGUGACGAGGCGUGCACCAGCGGGCAGCUGGUCAUCGCCAGCCGGGAGAGCCAGUACAAGAUCCUGCACUUCCACCACGGCGGCCUGGACAAGCUGGCCGAGGUCUUCCAGCAGUGGAAGUGCUGCCGGGAGACGCAGAUGAAGGACCAGGGGGCGGAUGAGAAGACCUGCAUGCAGUUCUCGAUCCGCCGGCCCACGCUGCCCUCGACGGAGACGCACCCCGAGGAGAGGCUGUACCGCCGGCUCGACGUCGCCACCUGGCUGCGGCACCUGAACGAGAGCGGGCAGGUGGAGGAGGAGUACAAGCUGCGCAAGGCGAUUUUCUUCGGCGGCGUUGACCCUGCGAUCCGCGGGGAGGUCUGGCCCUUCCUGCUGCGCUACUACAGCUGCGACUCCACGUCGCAGGAGAGAGAGGCGUGGCGGGUGCAGAAGCGCGCGGAGUACCAGGAGAUACAGCAGAGGAGGCUGUCCAUGAGCCCGGAGGAGCACAGCGAGUUCUGGAGGAAGGUCCAGUUCACGGUGGACAAGGAUGUGGUGCGGACUGACCGGAGCAACAGCUUCUUCAGGGGAGACAACAACCCCAACGUGGAAAUCAUGAGGCGCAUCCUGCUGAACUAUGCCGUGUUCAACCCGGAGAUGGGCUACUGCCAGGGCAUGUCGGACCUGGUGGCGCCCCUGCUGUCAGAGGUGCAGGACGAGAGCGACACCUUCUGGUGCUUUGUGGGCCUGAUGCAGAACACCAUUUUCAUCAGCUCGCCCCGCGACGAGGACAUGGAGAGGCAGCUGAUGUACCUACGGGAGCUCCUGAGGCUCAUGCACCCUGGGUUCCACCAGCACCUGACCCAGUUGGGAGAGGACGGCCUGCAGAUGCUGUUCUGCCAUCGCUGGGUCCUGCUCUGCUUCAAGAGGGAGUUUCCUGACGCAGAGGCCCUGCGCAUGUGGGAGGCCUGCUGGGCACACUACCAGACGGACUACUUCCACCUGUUCAUCUGCGUGGCCAUCAUCGUGCUGUACGGCGACGACGUGACCGAGCAGCAGCUGGCCACCGACCAGAUGCUCCUGCACUUCAGCAACCUGGCCAUGCACAUGAACGGCGAGCUGGUGCUCAGGAAGGCCCGGAGCCUCCUCUACCAGUUCCGUCUCCUUCCCAGAAUCCCCUGCAGCCUGCACGACCUGUGCAAGCUGUGCGGUCCGGGGAUGUGGGACAGUCGCUACAUCCCGGCGGUGGAGUGCUCGGGAGAGCACGCCGAUUCCCAGAGCUGCCCGUACGGGGGCACCCUGGGCGAGCCCUCGCCCCGCCCCCCCUCCUCCAGUGAGGGCAAGAAGGGCUCCAAGACGAGGGACAUCUUCAACUUUCGUUUAGAGCUGCGGUUCUAAUAUAAGUGAAGGAAACUCUUUUAGGAUCUUGUGGGAUCCGAUUGCACUAAAGGGUCCUGGAAAGCACAGAGUAGAACUGAAGACACGCCCGUGCCCAGCACCGAGAUGAUCAUGAAGGAAUCUGACUGUAUUACUGCUUGAAGGCCUAGAAAACACUGUUAUGUAAAAAUACAAAUAUAAAAGUGUUAAAAUUACAAAAACACAAAUGAUUGUUCAUUGCUUUUCUACACUUAAUUCACUAUCCUGUCCUGUAAUAAUGACCAAGUAUUAUGAUUUUUUUCAAUAAAAUGAGAAAAAUCCCA
Messenger RNA from Lepisosteus oculatus (spotted gar), 2252 nucleotides. NCBI's taxonomy places the organism in Eukaryota, Metazoa, Chordata, Actinopteri, Semionotiformes, Lepisosteidae. The record is from RefSeq and is a predicted model, not a curated record.